AUGGAUGACCGAAAAGGUCAGACCGACGACCAACCUGCGUCGAAAGACCAACAGCUUUGCAUCGUGCAACACGCAGGUACCCGCCAGAGCGUCGAAUUAUCGAGACCUGUCUCCAUCCUCCACACGGAAACUCAACGUGCUUGUGGACUCACCCCGCAGUCAGUCACUCUCCUUGGACACUAUCUUAGAGACACGGCAUCGUUCCUUGCCAUGACUUCAUUGAGAGACAAUCCCUACGUCACCGUCCUCAUGCCCCUUGGAUACACGGAUGACAUACUCAUGCAUGGCCUCUUGGCUCUCAGCGGCGCUCUUCUGACCUACCGACAGCCUGGCAAUGUCGAUCUCGCCAAUGCUACGAGGCUGCACUACGGAAAACUGAUCAGUGGACUUCGUGGAGAAUUCGUUGAUCUGGAAAAUGAUGACUUGGAGAAAAAGGAGAGGCUAUUGCGCAUAUCGCUAGUAGCAUGUCACUACGAGGCCGUGUCUGGAGACACACAUGGAACGUUCUUCGCCCAUCUUCGAGCUAGCCAGACGCUGGUGCAUCAACUGCCGCCAAAGUAUGCUCCUGACCUGUUGCAUCGCAGUACUAUGGGACUCAGUAUGGAAACAUUGACAUAUCUUAUGAUCUGCAACACCAUAACGCCCUCGGGCUUUGCUGCCGAUUGCACGAUGCCCUUAAACGACUUCUUCGCAUCUCUGGACGAUUCACUUCCGACCUUUGGCGCUUUGUUUGCUGGUGCCCAUGAGCUAUAUCGGAUGAUUCCCGAUGUCAGCCUGCUAGCCUCCCAAAGAUUGACUGAGGAGACUGCCGGUCCGAUUCAUCCAUCACUAUCUCUGAAAUCCGCCCACGACAGUCUUCAUCAACGAAUCACGUGCUGGACCAUGCCACCACCACCUCUAGAUGAUAAUACCGACGAUUGGGAGCACAAGCGCAACUCCGCCGAAGCCUACCGUCACGCACUGCACAUAUACCUCGCCACCGCUCUAUCGGGCUCGACCGUCUCCGACCCGGCCGUUAAAAGUCACAUCGAGCAACACAUCAUUCGCGUCUUCAAAUAUGUCGUGCAAUUGGUGGCUUCUCAGUACACCGCCACUCUGCUGUGGCCGACUGUUGUCGCCGGGUCCUGCAUGACCAAAGCAAGUCACCGCGAAGCGCUCGUUAGCGGAAUGAGCGGAGAUCGCUGGCGCAUGAGGCAGGUCAAGGUCCUUGUUGACGUGCUGCAGCUGCUCUGGGAUGACCCGGAUCCGCGAGCGUAUGGACCUUAUGGGCUACAAUUGAUCAUGGAGAAGCAUGGUAUCAAGAUCAGUAUUUCUUAA
Messenger RNA from Cyphellophora europaea CBS 101466, 1317 nucleotides. RefSeq lists its product as uncharacterized. Lineage: Eukaryota; Fungi; Ascomycota; Eurotiomycetes; Chaetothyriales; Cyphellophoraceae. The record is from RefSeq and is a predicted model, not a curated record. Gene Ontology annotation, molecular function: transcription cis-regulatory region binding; DNA-binding transcription factor activity. The transcript is spliced from 2 exons. Gene Ontology annotation, biological process: positive regulation of transcription by RNA polymerase II. The coding region runs from base 1 to 1317 and encodes 438 amino acids. Gene Ontology annotation, cellular component: nucleus.